This is a messenger RNA of Chenopodium quinoa (quinoa), 786 nucleotides long. RefSeq lists its product as uncharacterized. Lineage: Eukaryota; Viridiplantae; Streptophyta; Magnoliopsida; Caryophyllales; Amaranthaceae. The record is from RefSeq and is a predicted model, not a curated record. Bases 1 to 786 code for a protein of 261 amino acids. The transcript has 2 exons.
AUGUCUAGAGCCAACCUAGAUGCGGGAGCCGGAGGGCAAUUGAUUAAAAUCCCUCAAAAUCAAGUUGAAGCCACAAUAGAAGAAGUUGCAAAGAAUUACUCAUGGGGAGGCCGAAGGAAGCCUCAAGCAAAAAAGGGAGGAAGAUAUGAAUUGGAAAAAGUUGAUCAACUCCAACAUCAAAUCGAGCUUUUGAACAAGGGGUUGCAAAAACUAAAUGCGGGUGGAAAUGGCGGUUCAAGCUCCUCCCAAGUCAAUGCCUUCUCAUGUGAAAUUUGCGGUGGAACAAACCAUGAUACCUCUUAUUGUGGGGGUUUGAGUCCCGAACACAUUAAUGCUUACAAUACUAGACAAGAUGGCCCAAAAGGGAGUGAGGAGGUAGAGAAAGAAGGGGAAGAUAAGAAGGGAGAUGAGGAGGUAAAUGUUGAGAAAGAAGUUGGAGACAAGAAGUCCAAGGGUAAGGACCCCAUUGACACUAGAAAGUGUGAGAAUCCGGUACCUUAUCCCGGGAGGGUUGCGGAGCGAAAAUUGAAUGACAAAUUUGCAAAAUUUCUUGAUGUGAUGAAAGGUUUACACAUCAACCUACCUUUCCUUGAAGUGGUGACGCAAAUGCCAUCUUAUGAGAAGUUCCUCAAAGAUAUCCUAUCGAACAAAAGGAAGCUCAAAGAUGAAUUUAUUACGCUUCUACAUCAAGUUAGUGCGCUUGUUCAACAUAAGAUGCCAAAGAAGCAAAGAGACCCCGGAAGUUUCACAUUGCCGGUCAAGAUUGGCAACUUGGAAGCCAAAUGA